CCUCCUGUUGCUCUAACGUGGGGGCUUGCGCGCCGCCGCCGCCGCCUCCGGGUUCCGCGCUCGUCAGCACGCGUCCCUCCUGCGGGUGAAACCUGGAUUCAGCCCGAGUAGCUCGGGACACGGCGAGUGGAUCCCCUCUUCUUCCUCGUUCUCCUCCUCCUCCUCCUUCCUCUUCCUUCCCCCUCCCCAGGGGGCGCCUCUGCUUCUCGUCCCGGAAGCCGCGUUCUUGGACCAGCCGCGGGGGGAUCGCGCGAAGCCCGCGGGCGGCAGCGGCGACGGGCAGGCAUGGAGGCGGCCGGCCGAGGCUCCCCCUGCCCGGAUCUGCGCGCUCCUCUUUGGCCGCGGCUCUGCUGCCUGCUGCUCCUGCUCCCGCGGCCGGGCAGCGGCACCUGGACCCGCGCGGGGCUGCAAUUCGCCUCCCGCAGAAACUGGUGUCCCUACACGGUCAUCAAGACGGUUUCCUGUCACAUCCAAAAUGGCACCUAUCUCCAGAGAGUUUUCCAGAAUUGUCGCUGGCCUAUGAGCUGUUCAGGGGGCAGCUACAGGACGGUGAUCCGACCGACGUACAGACAGGCGUAUAAGACGGUCACAGCCCUGGAGUGGAAAUGUUGCUCUGGGCAUACGGGAAUCAACUGCGAAGCAGAAACCGUCAGUUACCAGGAUGUUCCAGGUGCCACACACGGGAUCCCGGCUCUGAGCAGAGUGCCCAUUCGACCUGCAACGUAUUCCGGUUGUUUCAACUGCAGCAAAUUCUCCGAGCUUUUGGAAAAAGUAAACCUCCUGGAAGCCAAGGUAGCUACCUUCACAGCAGCUGGAUCCGGACCCUCGGCCAUAUCUCGACAAUGCUCCACAGGCAAUACGGCCCCCAACCCUUUAAAUCUGUGGGACCCUCAGGGCACGCCAGGAAAACCCGGAGAAGAACGCGGGACAGGAAGAUUGGCUUCCGAAGGACCAGCAGGCCCCGUAGGGCCCAAGGGUGAUGCUGGGAUUCGGGGCCCUUCGGGCGUUCCUGGGGUCAAGGGCCCCGUUGGACCACAGGGUCCUCCAGGUCCACCUGGCCCACCAGGACGAGAUGGAGCAAGGGGCUUUCCUGGUGAGAAGGGUCUCCCUGGACCUCCUGGACCACCGGGACCACCAGCCCCAGUCGGUCCCCAAAUUUCACCCAUCCCAGAUCAAAGGGAUCUGCUCCUCUCCAACUCCUUCACUGAAACUGCUAUAACUGGUCCAAUUGGACCUCCAGGACUUCCGGGCCCAAUUGGUCCCCCAGGACCCGCUGGAAAACCAGGUUCUCCAGGGCUUGAUGGAAUUCCAGGAUCACCAGGUGGUGAUGGGGCCGCUGGUACCCUUGGGCAGAAAGGAGAAAAGGGCGAAGCAGGACCCAAGGGUGACCCAGGCGAGAAGGGGUCCUGGGCCAUUAGCUUGCCAAGCUUCCUAGAACAGCAAGCCCAGCUGGAGCUCCUGGCUAGGAGAGUCACCUUGCUGGAAGCUAUCAUAUGGCCAGAACCAGAUCUGGGAUCCGGGCUUGAUCCCGCCACUACAGGGGUCCCCGGCUACGAUCGGAGUAAACGCAAUGAGAACUUGGCGGCCUACCAGGUGAGCUCGCACCGUCCUCCUCACAAGGGAGAGGAGAGGAAGAAAUGAAGGAUGGUCUACUCACCAUCAGGCGAAGAGGGCCACGUCUGGAUCAAGGGACCUCCGAUUUGGAGGGAGCACCAUGCUUCAUCCUCCUCCUCCUCCUCUCUGCCUUGGACCGGUGGUGAUGGAGACGGGCUGUUCAACAGCCAGGCAGGGGACAGGCCCCUGGCUAACGAUCCUACUUUGUAUUUAUUCUUUCCGCACAGAUUUGUUCCUGCUAUGGAACAAACAGGAAUAGAUGUUAUGGGGUCUAUGCC
Crotalus tigris (Tiger rattlesnake) is the source of this 1892-nucleotide messenger RNA. RefSeq names its product EMI domain containing 1 (gene EMID1). Bases 286 to 1641 code for a protein of 451 amino acids. Lineage: Eukaryota; Metazoa; Chordata; Lepidosauria; Squamata; Viperidae. The transcript has 14 exons. The record is from RefSeq and is a predicted model, not a curated record. Gene Ontology annotation, molecular function: protein binding.